UAUAUAUAUAUAUAUAUAUAUAUAUAUGUAUAUUAUUAAUUAUAUAUGGAUAAGUUUGCCCUUUAAUGUUUGUUCUGAUGCAUGUUGUUUGAGAAAUUUGCAAGGGUGGUAUGGUGGUGCUAAUGUCAGUAGUAGUUUGUACUUGUGUUGACAAACCAUAUGUAUACAGACAUUCGUCACGCUAGUUCCUAGUGUGUUGGCACGUGGGACCUUCUGGGAUGGUGCAUAAUGUGUAAUAAAUCUCAAUUAUCUGUCAGCUACCAUCCUAACAUCUCUUUGGAUAAUUAUCCUCUUGACAGACAUCAUGCAUUCUUCAUGUGUUCACGUGCAUGUGUGUCAGCUGGUCGCAUACUACUGUACCCUGAGCCUGUAAAACAAUAAGCACCAUUUGUAUAAGGCUGGUAAUUUGAACGUAUAGAUCCUUAAAGAAAUCCAAUGAGUGCUUUGCUGUAACACUAGCCACCCCCUUGUGAGGUCAGUGGGCCGUUUCAACCCAGUUCCCUGCCAAGAGUUCAGGGCCAGGAUUAUCCAGCUCGCUGGCUCAGAAUACCGUUACCCAGCACCCUGGCCUCCUGCAGACAUCAGGGAUGUUCCCUCCGUGCCCUCCCCUACCUGUGCCUCCCUCUCUCGCAUUGAAAAUUACCUGCCUUGGCAUUGACCUAAGCUGCUCCUGGUUGAUCUCGGCUUUGACAGUGGUCAGACAGGACAGGCAGUGUCCAGAAUGACAGCUUGAUCCUUCAAGGGUAUAAGGUUCACUGUCUGAAGUUUCCUUCUGUCUAAGAUAGUGUCAGUCUUGGAGCAUUGUUUGAGGACAAAAUGGACUUCUCUAAUUACUUAGAAUCUGUUCAAGUAAAUAUGCAGGUCUGCAAGAUUUUGUUUAGUUUUUUUUGUUUACUCACUGCAGAUGAAGCAUAGAUGUAGGCUAAGCCUGUCGUCUGUAUAUCCCUGUGUGCAUGCUUACUCUUGUAUGACUGUGUGUAAUGGGUUGGUGACAAGUAGCUUACUCACCUGAGGAGAGAAAUGGAAAUAGAAACAUGAUGCCACAGCCCCCUCUCUGCACACUACAAGGCCUACUCUGAUAGGGUUGAUAGAGUUUCAUUGUGUGACCGUGACUUCACAUGAAAGCCGAAAGCGACGGGUUGUUCGCCUGUCAUAUCAAAAUCUCAUUUUCACAAGUCUCGUGAGUAGUUACCGUGACGAAUGUGGUGUGUGCACUGUGCUCUCUCUCUCUGCACCCCCCACAGCCUCACUUUCCACAUAUUUUAUUUAAUAUUUUUUACUUUGCUGACACCUGAGCCUGGUGGGCUUGUUUGCAUGUUUCCGUGAGUCUGCUGAAAUAGUUUUUAGUAAACAUUCUUCAGGAUGGAUGCUCAGGGAAUACAAUAGAGGGGAAGACUGUUGAAAAUGGAUUUGCCUAUUAAUCAUUAGUUAAACGGUGUUUAACUACAAGGAGUAUGUGUGCAGCCAGACUCUUAUCUUUGUUUACUAUUUGUUUUUUAUUAAUUAGUGUCAGAUAUGAGCUUCGGCCAGGUAACCAAGAGCCACUAAAUCUGUUUGUUUGUUUCAAGCACACAGUUCAUUAGAUAACAACUUAAACCGUAUCUAAUCUACGUAACAGCAACCUAUUCCAUCUCCUUGAAUAGGGGAUGGACUAAUUACUGUGCUAUUGAGAUCAGGCAGUUCUUAGAAUGAGGUGCCCUGCUUCAAAGCACUCACGUAAUAUAUAUACUUGGUAUGGUUUUUCAGCUUUUAUAGUUUGUACGAUUGUAUACAUGUGUACCAUUUAAAGUUACCAAUGUGAUUGUUUUUGUCUGUAUGGAGAGUUAAUCACCAUAUACCUUCCUGGUUGAUUCUUAGAAUGGGCUUGCCUGUACCAGACGAUUCAGAGAAAGACACCCCAGUAGAGCCCUUCAGGGGUGUGGUUGAGGCUGGAGAGGAAGGCGAGGGCUGGGGCAGUGACAGCCAGCCGGAGGCCCUCACACCUCCAUCCACAGAUGGCAAGAGGAAAAAGAAAAGGAAAAAAAGAUGACUGUGGAUAAAUCUCAUCAACUGCAAGUAUGAGAGUGUGCGUCGGGCUGCCCACAAGUACAGACUGAGGGAGGCUGUGGAAGGGGAGGACUGGACCUUGUUCUGGACAGACUGCUCUGUCUCUCUAGAUCGGGUUAUGGAAAUGAAACGAUACCAGAAGAUCAACCAUUUCCCAGGCAUGAGUGAGAUCUGCAGGAAGGACUUGCUGGCCCGGAACAUGAACCGCAUGCUGAAGCUUUUCCCUAAAGACUACAACAUCUUCCCCCGCACCUGGUGCCUCCCAGCUGAUUACAGUGACUUUCAAGCCUACACCCGAGCCAAAAAGUACAAGACCUACAUCUGCAAGCCGGACUCUGGCUGCCAGGGCCGAGGCAUCUUCCUCACCAAGUCCAGCAAGGACAUCAAGCCAGGGGAGCACAUGAUCUGCCAGGUGUACAUCUCCCGGCCUUUCAUACUCGACGGUUACAAGUUUGACCUGCGGAUUUACGUCCUGGUGACCUCUUGUGACCCCUUCCGCAUCUUCAUGUACAAAGAGGGCCUGGCUCGCUUCUGCACCACCCAGUACAACGAGCCCACUAGCAGCAACUUGGAAGAUGUUUGCAUGCAUUUGACCAACUACGCCAUCAACAAACACAGUGAAAACUUUGUACGUGAUGAUGACACAGGUAGCAAAAGGAAACUGUCCACCUUCAGCAAGCACCUGGAGUCCAUGUGCUACAACACGGAGAAGAUGUGGGUGGACAUUGAGGACGUGAUCAUAAAGACUCUGAUCUCAGCUCACCCCAUCCUCAAGCACAACUACCACACCUGCUUCCCCAACCACGCCGCUGGCAGCGCCUGCUUUGAGAUCCUGGGCUUUGACGUGCUGCUGGAUCACAGGCUUAAGCCAUGGCUUCUGGAGGUAAACCACUCCCCCAGCUUCACCACGGACUCUCGGCUUGACCGGGAGGUGAAGGACGGGCUCCUGUACGACACGCUGGUGCUCAUCAACCUGGGCGCCUGUGACCGCCGCAAGAUCACCGAAGAGGAGAAACGCCGUGUCAAGGAGAGACUGCAGCAGAACCGCUCCAGAGAGGCCAGGAGUGAGGAGCUGCGUCAGUCCCAUGCUGCCAGUGUGGAGCAGAUGGAGAGGUACGAGGCCAAACACAUGGGGGGCUUCCAGCGCAUCUUCCCCCGCGAGGGUGGAGAGAAGUACGACAAAUACUUCAAGCACAGUAGCUCGCUCUUCCAGGAGACAGCAGCCUCCAAGGCCAGGGAGGAGUGUGCCAGGCAGCAGCUGCAGGAGCUGCGUCUGAAGCAUGAGCAGAAGGAGCGAGAUCAGAAAGGUGGUCGCAGGAAAGAGCUGCAGGGAGAGUCAGCCGGAGAGAAAGCUAAGCCCCGCAUACUACGUGCUCGCCUCUCCCACUCUAGUCACAACCCACAGCACCUCACUCUGAUGACGGUCCCCCCUCUCCCUCCCCGCGGGGGCAGGUCAUCGUCUGUGCUGGACCUAUCAGAGGACGAGGAGGUGGAGCGAUUCAGCGGGCUCCGCCAAAGGGAGAGCCUGCUCAGGGAUCUGGGCGUGGUCGAUCAAGUGUACCGGCUCCUCCAGGGCUCCCGUCCCCCACCGUGUCCGGUGGAGCAUCCCCACGAGCACCACCAUGAACCCCAGUACAAGUCCAGCAAGCACGACCUCCUGGCUGAGUUCUCGCGGCGGCAAAAGCAUCACUGUACGAUCAUCCAGCCGCCUGUGGCGCCGGGGGCCAAGCCCUGCCUGCAGUACGUCCAGUCCCAGGUCAUCCAGCAGCCGCCGCACUGGCCCUGGUACCCAGUGGAGAGGGGGGGCCACGUGGGCCUCCUGCACAGUGACCCCCCUUUCCUGCAGCACUACAGCCAGGAGGAGGACACCAUGCCGGGGGACCGCCGCUUCGCAGGGGACCUGAGGAAGACCAACAGCGUUCAGCGCAUGCCUUGGACAAUGGCAGGCCGCCAGGGCAGCAUGAGCUCGUCGUUCGCCGAGGUCCGUGCCCGAAUGGCCACCUCCCAGCUCGCCACGGGUCGCCUGCACUGCGCCCCCUUGCCCUGCGACGCCAAACACCUGCAGAACCUCUUCAUCAUCUCCACGGCCGCCCCUCUGGUCCCGCGCCCCGACCUCUCACACAGCCUCCGCCGGGGCUCCCGCAAAGUCCCACAGCGUGAGCAGGAACGCUAACACCACGCACCACACACACACACACACACACACACACACAAUACACCAGGCUGGGUACGGAGCGAAUGGACACAUUCUGCCAAGGGAGAGAUGAAAAUCCCCCUGAAGAAAGAGCUUCUGCUCUCUCGUCAUGGUAUGUUAAUACUCAGAUUUAGCAGAUAUUGUUCUUUUUGAGCAGAAUAUAACAUCAUUUUUACCCUUAAAAUAAGCUGUAGUGAGAUUCUUUUUUUUUUUUUUACUAAAAAUGAACUAAUGCACAAAACUUCAUUGCACAUGUGGGAAUGUGGGCCUUAUCAACUUUUCCAGUUCACUGAAGAGUUUUUUUUAUGUGAAUUUCACUUGGGUCUGUGAAGAGGGCAGAGUGAAUGUGAAUUACUUUUCAGACCAGCCUUUUGUGUGUGCUUCUUCUCUUACUCACUGCACAAACAUCCUUCAAAGCAUAUUACCUCACUUGGAGCCACUGGCAAUAAAACACUCAAAUAAAUCUCA
Messenger RNA from Clupea harengus (Atlantic herring), 4708 nucleotides. RefSeq names its product tubulin tyrosine ligase-like family, member 6 (gene ttll6). Gene Ontology annotation, cellular component: ciliary basal body. The record is from RefSeq and is a predicted model, not a curated record. Gene Ontology annotation, molecular function: tubulin-glutamic acid ligase activity; tubulin binding. Lineage: Eukaryota; Metazoa; Chordata; Actinopteri; Clupeiformes; Clupeidae. Gene Ontology annotation, biological process: protein polyglutamylation; microtubule cytoskeleton organization.